This is a messenger RNA of Topomyia yanbarensis, 5259 nucleotides long. RefSeq lists its product as uncharacterized. The record is from RefSeq and is a predicted model, not a curated record. Gene Ontology annotation, molecular function: transcription coactivator activity. Bases 1 to 5055 code for a protein of 1684 amino acids. Lineage: Eukaryota; Metazoa; Arthropoda; Insecta; Diptera; Culicidae. The transcript has 9 exons.
AUGACGCUCAAAACAGGAUCCAAUCCAUCCAACGAGACACUUCACAAUAUGUUAACGAAAAAGGGGAACAUCGUCAACUCACGUCCGCUAACGUACGCGCCGGUACAAGAUCCGGAUGCUCCAGUCCUAGCAUCGAACCACUUUCUUCGGGGUUCAUCGAGUCGGGUACGAGACUAUCUACCGGAGUUAACCAAGCGCUCGAAGCGGCGGUCCGGCGAAGUCAACCCAAUUGAGGUGAACGAUAAUGUAGUAUUCGUCGACCUAUGGCUUCCAGGGAACUGUUGGCCCAAAGAAUGGAUUAUUUCGGCUAACACGAGCGAGGACGGACAGAUUUUUCUGACUUCCUCCCAUUUCAUUGCAGCUACCAAACGUGAUUCGGUGAAAAGUACCGACCAGUCUCGAUCCCAAGACGAAGAAUCGCGGCGCAGCAAAUCCUUGGACGGCGAUGCAAUCAUAGAUCCCAUUCGACAGCUGGAUAAAAGUAAAAACAAAUCCGCCUGGAGUAAGGUGAAAGGGAUCGUUAAAAACCACCGGGGAUCACUGAAAUCGAACGGAUCGCGAAAGAACAACAAGUCAUCGAAUAGCGUCGGUUGUAGCCGAGAAGCAAGCCCGUGUGACUCUUUGGAAGCUAGCGAACUGCAGCGAGAGCGGUCCGAUUCCUUCUCGUCGAACCAAACCUCUCCCGGUCACAGGAAUAAUACACCGACCCUGCUGACACUUCCAUCCGGCGACAAUAACAGCUGUCCGAAUUCCCCUUGUGGAUCGCUGCCGGCUGCCUUUUCGAGUGAUGACAAUGACUGGAAAUCCGAGAGUAAACUCGGUAGAACCGGAAGCACAGAGCGACCGGCGACAACGAUCGGAAAAGAUUCGACCGUAAGCAGGAAUUCCCGCAAGAGCAGACACAUACCUGAGAUUGAAUCCGUACCUGAAGGACUUCCGAUAGAUCCCAAACAGAGCAGUAUUAACACGAAAAUAAGGAAGUCUCCUCCGAAACCGCUCAGUCUUCGUCAGGAAUCGCUGGACGUGGAUGCCUCUGCUGAUCAGUCUCUUUCUUCACCUGGAUCUCAGCGGGAUGUCUCCAAGAGCUCGCCGAAUCGUAAAAGUUACGGCGGCGAUGAGACCUCGGCCCCGGAGAGUCCGUUCAAAACAUACGAGUUCUUCGAAGGUGAAAUGGAGGACUUUUCCAGUGGAGAUGUUUCCGAUCAGAACACACCCCACCGGAGACCUUCGCCGAAAACAAAGAAUCUCUUGCGACAGCGAGAGGAGAUUCAACAACGCUACAUGGAACUGCAAAACAAGCUUCAGCGAGAGUUCGACGCCAAGCAGCAGGAGUGGGAGCGGCUUCGUCCAGCAGCCCUCCUACUGACCAACAGUCCCAUCAACCAGUACCUACGGGACGACACACCACCUAGUCCAAAGCGAGAACAACAAGCGCCGAUCGUGGAAGAGAACCUUUCUCCGGACUUUAAGAAGAAGCUUGAUGAGUGGCGAAUCAAGCAUCAGCCACAGCCGAAACCGGGUUCAUCGAAAGAUUCAUCCACGGAUGGAAAGAAGAGGCCGGCCACCGAUUGGCAGUUGUGGAAAACUGGUCAAAUCAAGCUGGAAGGACAGGGAUUGACGCAGUUGCCGAACGCGAAAGAUCUGCCGGAAGAUUUUCAGAAAAAGCUAUCUGAAUGGAAACAGAUGAAGGCAGCGAAUAAGGUUCCUUCUUAUACCACGCAAUCGGCACAGCUGAGUGAGUCGAUGAAGCGCCAGCUUAGCAAGUCAGCCGGUGCAUCGGUAAAGAAAGCGAAACCCACGGAAGAACACAAGGGUGAAGGGCUUUCCAAGCUGAAAGCGUUGGUUAGCACCGAGGUACCGAAAAAGGAGCUAGUCGUCCAGACGACAAAAGGUUUCAUCAAGUUCGAAGGCAUUUCGAGAAAAUUCACCCGCCGCUUGUUCGAAUGGGAAAAGGCGAAAGGAAUUGGACCGGAAGCUUCAACUAUAGCAUUGCUUCAUCCGGGAUACGCUCCGGUGGUCGUCGAGAACAGUGGAAAUGUGGUUGAGGCGAAGCGUGAGAAGUCACCCGCUCUCGGUCGAUCACUAUCGCUGGACAGUAUUUCACCGAAUCCUUCGGCACCUUCGAUCUCACAUCAACCGUCAAGUUUGUCAUUGAACGAUGCUGACGAGCGGAAGGAAGCGAGUGAGAAGGAUGCGAUGGUGGGAAAUCGUAGGGUAUCGUCUAAUCCAGAACUGGAGCUCUCGGUGGAACGAGAGGAGCCACGAGCAGUGUUGGUGGAAGUAGAGGAAGAUGUACUGGAAGUUGCGGAUUCGUUGACAGCAUCGGCAACUUGUUCGGCUGCGGAUUCCACCGGUAGUCAAAAUAAAACAGAACCUGACUACAGCUCGCGGCCAUCCAGCAGCAGCGGUUCGAUCCUAAAAGACUCCACCAAACUGUUGAUUCGACUGCGUGAGCAGGAUUCCGUGGACCGCGAUGAGGUCCGUAGACUCAAAAUCGUCCUGCGAGCACUGAUUGCUACUCUGCCGGAGUUUGUGGAAACCGGUUCACGUGAUAGCAUAGCAUUUUUCGCCUACAUGAAGGAUCUUGCUCAGGAUAUUCUACGACACUUGUACCGUUUCGAGGACGGUUCGCUGAAGCAUGCCAGCGAGGUGCUGGAAAAUGUCCAACUGAUCAAUUCGUACGUGGCGGAUCUUAAGAAAUCGCUUCAUUCUUACAUGAAGUAUGCCUCAGCGGUAGCUCGAAAUGACGAUGAUAUCCCACAGAUCAGUAUUACUCCGGCGUACGUAGUGCAAGCGACUAGUUCAAUUCAACGUUCGGAAGAUGGACUACGAAGUAUGGCCACGAUCAAUGUGACACCCACGUUCGUGUGCAAUGCCGUUAAAGUAAAUGCGGUAGACAAUGGUAAGGUAAAAGCACGACAAUUUCCAAUUAGUUCGGAAUCGGACCCGAUUCCACUUACCUCCCAGUCUCCGGAUUCUUCAACUCAUGUAGAAGGAAGUGUGGUAGAGGAGCGGCCACUUGAUCGGGAUAGUAAGAAGGUAGCACGUAAUUUGAGUAACGGUUCGAGGAAAAAAACGCGCAUUAAAAGGAUGGGAUCACGACAAAACAGCAAAACGGAGAGCGAUAGUGACGAAAGUCCGGCAAACUACGUUCUAGACGUCCCGAGAAAGACAAAGCGCAAGACAAGCAGAGCGAAGAAACCCUCCGAUUCGACAGAGAAGCUUCAUCAGCAGCAGGCAGAGGAUGUAGUUUACGUUUUGAAGAUUAAGCCGAAUCAACCUGAAAUACAGGCCCUCGUGUCCCCAUCGGUCAGUGUCACCGAAGAUGUUCUAAUAUCUCCGACAGAAACAUGUGUAGAACUACUCGACAACCAGGGUAGCUCCAAUUCGAUCAACUGUACGGCUAGCGUGUUAGUCAAAACUAAACGGAGAAUAUUUACCACCGUCGAAGGUGAGUCUACGAACAAUGGAUCUUCUCUGGCAACUCCGGGAGUCGUGAGCCGUGACAUCGAGUCAUCCAGUCCGUCCGAUCGAACCGAUCAGCUAGAAUAUUCAAGAAGCGAAACGAGAAUCGUAACGAAUCUACCACCACUACCGCAAUCUCCGAGUACCCAGCGACGGCUGGAACUGCUGAAGAGUGCCCCUUCCAAGGAACUUUCCCCGAACAUUCGACUAAUGGUGGCCAAGUACAAUCAACGGCUGUCAUCCGAACGUACCGGUAACUCUCCCCAUAGUUCAGGAUCGUGCUCUCCAGUAGCAUGGCGGUCACCGGUUCUUGAUCGUAGAGUGAGAAAGCAAACAGAAAAAUACCAGGAAAGCAUUCAACUGUCAAAAUCGGCCAGCGCUGGAAGUUUGCGGAAAUCGCUGAAACAACUUGAGACAGAUCAACAGUGUUCUGGGGUUAGUGAUACGGCAUCAUCGACCAGUAAGGUGAUAAAAUCUUCCAGUACGGGAAUGAUUGAGUCUAAUCGGCUAAAAAGUAAACCGAAUGAGAGGGACCAUGAGGAUUCAACUGAAAUGACAUUUCUAGCGUACGAUAGCCUACGGCGGAAGGACACCUUGUCACGAAAGGAGAGAAAGGAGAUGGAACAGGAAAGCAUCAAGAAGAUGGAAACGUUGAAGAAGGAACGGUUGUACAAGAAACGAACGGAGUCUCCGAAAGGGAUUGGCUUGGGAACGGUUAGAAAGCUGUCAAAGGAGAAACAUUCGAGGCGUCGGUCUAUGCCCGGAGAGGAGGUGGUAAGUGAUCGUUGCAACGAAGAAAACCAUCCGAGAACGAACGAAGGUAAACCACCGAGCCCACGGUUGGCAUUAAGGAGAAAAUAUUCCACACACAGCACCUCGCAAUCGGCACCAACGACUCCGCUGGACGAGGAUAAGGGAAUUGUGCAAAUGAGUCAGCGAGCGUUAAAGUUGAGAAAGGCGAAAGAGGAGUUUUUGCAGAAUUCGACGGAAGGCGCUAGGGCGGAACAACGGCAACAGAUAUGGAAAAACCGAAUCAGUCAAAUUAGUAUGGCCAGUGCGAACAGUGUUGACGAUACGCUGUUGAUGAAGAGCGCCAGUGCUGGAGUGAUUGGUGGAAAACCAGCGGCUGGAGAAGAAGCUCGGGAGCGAGGAAGCGUGUACGAAGCACUGUCACGAGAUUCGGCAAGGGUAGUGAGUGCGGAGAGUGGCGGAGAUGAGGGUUCAUCGCGAAACACGAGUGCUCAUAGCAGUCGGUUCGGGUUGUCGAAUCUGGCUUCGAAGCUGAGGAAAGUUAAGCUUAGAAGAAGCAGCAAGGAUCUCAGUAGGAUGCAAACGAUCUCUACGCUCUGUCGGCAGAGUUUAAUGGUUGAUAUCAGCGGAGAGGCAUCGAAGUUGGGCAGUGAGCAGAAUCUGGGUCAGAGUUCUAGUCACGGAAGCGGACGAGAAGGCGGAACGCGAGAGGUGCUGAAGAAGUCAGGUAGUGUACAGGCAAUAUGCAAUCGGUUUCGCAAGAGUAACGAACGAAGCGACGAGUUGAAGAAGAGCAGAAGUUUGGGCUUUUUGGAACCGGAACGGAAAGGUUCACAGUGAAUGUUCAGCUUCGCAGUAGUAUUAUAUACACAAAUGAGAAGAGCAAUAUUUUCUCGAAAUUAAAUAAGAAAUGUUGAUGUAAAUGUUUGGAGCAUAAGAGAUUAUCAUGUUCCGAUUCGAAAUUCAGAAGAUGCUGUACACAUCUGCUGUCAUCGAUUGAUGAAAUGUUUGUACCAUUGAUCUGAAUAAAUCGUGAGAUUCUGA